This is a messenger RNA of Salvia splendens (bonfire salvia), 2517 nucleotides long. RefSeq names its product AT-rich interactive domain-containing protein 3. The record is from RefSeq and is a predicted model, not a curated record. Bases 275 to 2335 code for a protein of 686 amino acids. Gene Ontology annotation, biological process: regulation of transcription by RNA polymerase II. Gene Ontology annotation, cellular component: nucleus. Gene Ontology annotation, molecular function: DNA binding. NCBI's taxonomy places the organism in Eukaryota, Viridiplantae, Streptophyta, Magnoliopsida, Lamiales, Lamiaceae. The transcript has 15 exons.
CAUAUCCAAUUUCGUUCAUUUGAACUACCAAACCGCAAAAACAGAAGCAAAUAUUUCUCUCUCUGCUUCGCCGGAACUUUUCGCCGUUCGCAUACAGUUAAGACUUAAGAAAGGUCGAUUUAUACACGUGCAAGCUCACUCGCUCGCGCAUUGUCUCCUCAUUUUGCUCCGACUGAAAACAGAACAAGCCAAUUCCUUAAUUCGAUUGCCCCACGAUUCAACGUUUUCUAGCUCUGGCUGCCGCAGUGUACUACAUCUUUCAGUCGCUGCCAAAAUGAGCAAAAGUGAUGUAGAGAUGGAAGAUGCCAAAAUAUUCCAUGGUGAUUCAGGAAAUAACAUCAAAGAGUCUGAAUGUCAAGCAGUUGACCCUAAGGUUGAAGGCAGUGAGGAAGUUCCCUCUGCAUCGGAGGAUGGAAACAGAAGGGAGAAUGUCGAUGAAGACCUAAAUAAAGUUAUAGAUGACAAAAUUGAAGAUAAGAUGGAUGUGGAAGAGCAAACUAACCCUGUAAAAGAGGCCAGUGGGCCAAUAGAAGGAUCAAACUGUGGAAUAAUCAUUACCAAAAGUGAUGAUGAAGAGCCAAUAUACACUGAAACUGCUGCUAGUGAUUAUUAUAAAGAGCAAAUAAACACUGAAACCCCGGGUGAAGCAGAAACUGCUGCUAGGAGUGCUGUGGAGAAACAAGGUGACACAAAAUUUGAAGUGGUUGAAUGUGAUGCUACUAUUUUGGGGGUGAAAGAAGGUGAGCCCAAUAAGAAUGAUGUGGUGGAUGGAAACCAAGGGGACGGUGAGAAACGACCCAAUGAAGAUGUCGAUGUUAAAUUUGAAGUGGUUAAAUGUGAUGCUACUACUAAUUCCGGGUUAAAAGAAGAUCAGCUUGCUAAGAAUGAUAUGGUGGAUGGAAACCAAGGGGAUGAUGUUGAGAAGAUACCAAAUGAAGAUGUUGUGAAAAAGUCUGGAGAAAUAUGCAAUGAUACAGAUGAUACCGAAUGUGUUUCCGGUGAGUCGGUGGUGGAAAAUGUUGGUGCUGGAAAUGUGCCUACACAAAAUAGGCAACUUCAAACUGAUUUUUUUGCCAAUGAAGAUCCUCAAGGAUAUGAUGCUAACAUAGGUGAUGUUCAACCGCGUGUGGAUGAAGAGAUGGGAGAUGUUGUUCACUGUGAUCAGGAUAAUAUGGUUAAAUAUAAAGAACAGGGUGCAGAAUCUUUCCUUGUGAGCCAUGAAACUCAUGGGAAUGAAAAAACUUCUGCAACUGCUGCCGAACUGGCUGAAGAAUCUUCACUUGCGAGCCAGCCUGAACCUCUUACACCCAAUUCUCUCAUCCGAUGUUCUUCUCAAAAUACUGCAGACCGUAGCCGAGAAAUGGCACAGCCUGUUUCUAGUCAAGCAGCACUACCUUUUAUGGGGGAGGAUGAUGAUGGAACACCUGAGGAUCAAGCAGCCUUCAUGAAGGAGCUCGAGCAUUUCUACAGGGAGAUGACAAUGGAAUUUAAACCACCCAAAUUUUAUGGGCAGCCACUAAAUUGUCUGAAGUUAUGGAGGGCUGUAAUUAGGUUGGGAGGCUAUGACAGGGUAACUGGAUCCAAGUUAUGGAGACAGGUCGGAGAGUCAUUCCAUCCUCCAAAGACUUGUACUACAGUCUCUUGGACCUUUCGGAUCUUCUAUGAGAAGUCUCUCCUGGAAUAUGAAAGGCAUAAGACACAAAGUAGCGAGCUCCAACUCCCUGUAGUGAUGCUCCCUGAAGUUUCUGCUGCUGAUGGUGAGGGAAAUGGUUAUCAAGGACCAGGAUCAGGACCAGGAAGGGCUAGAAGAGAUUCUGCUACCCGUGCUAUGCAAGGUUGGCAUGCCCAACGCCUUGGUUCUGGUGAGGUUGAGGACCAAGUUAUAAAGGACAAGAAUCUCAACAGUAUGGCAAAGAAUGAGAAGAAUCUCAAAAGCAUUAGUUUAUUAAAACAGAAGAGACCAAAUGAAGUGGAGGAUUCAAGUUCUAGCAAAGCCACUCGAACUGAUAUAUCUAAGCAACUGGUGACAUCUGUUGUUGAUGUUCGGCCACCAGCAGACUGGGUGAAAAUUAACGUACGCCAAACUAAAGAAUGUUUUGAGGUUUAUGCCCUAGUACCGGGAUUGUUACGUGAGGAGGUGCGAGUUCAAUCAGAUCCUGCUGGACGUUUGGUCAUAACAGGCCAGCCUGAGCAAGUUGAUAAUCCCUGGGGGAUUACACCAUUCAAAAAGGUUAUCAGCUUACCAGCAAGAAUUCAACCAGUACAGACUUCAGCCGUGGUAAGCCUGCACGGACGUCUCUUUGUCCGCAUUCCUAUUGAGCAGCCAAAUAUAUAGACAACAAUUUAAUUCACCAGUAACAUCUACAACUUGCUGAAUGCAUUUAUGAUAGGAUUAGGUUUAGUAGUUGCUGUUGUUGUACAUUACUAACAAAAAUAUGCAGGGGAGGUUUUUUUGGGCUAUACGUCCUCUUCACUGUAAUUAAGAUAAUGAAUUGCUGAUGCUUUGAUUCAUCUCUA